This is a messenger RNA of Plasmodium vivax (malaria parasite P. vivax), 1147 nucleotides long. RefSeq lists its product as hypothetical. The transcript is spliced from 7 exons. Gene Ontology annotation, biological process: DNA-templated transcription. Lineage: Eukaryota; Apicomplexa; Aconoidasida; Haemosporida; Plasmodiidae. Bases 428 to 1096 code for a protein of 222 amino acids. The record is from RefSeq and is a predicted model, not a curated record.
AAACACCAAGUGUUUACUCGCUGCAAUAGCUUCGUGUACCAGCAGGUAUAGGAGAUCCCUUGAGGGGCACGUCAAAAAUUAUGCUUCUCCCCCCAAAAGGAUGCCCCCUUUUUGCGUGUAGAGAUUAACAUCAUGAGAGGUGUAUAUACAACAUGCCGAACGGUGGAGCAGCGCUCUUUUCACUCUGAACGCAUUUUAAAGGGCACAUAGAGAGCUACACUAUUAUAUGUAAACCCCAUCCUUGAAUGGGAGGAGAAAAUCAUUUAGCGUGCUUCUCUCCCUACUACAUGGCGUGAUAAAUACCACCAUAUCAUAUAAAGAAAACCAUCCCACGCACGAAGCAACCACAUGAGGAUGUUUCGCGGAACGAAGAAGGAAAAACCUUUUUGCAAAUUUGCCCACAUUCACCAGCGUCAAGAGUGGUAACAUGGCCCAAAACCCAUGGUACGUUCAAAAGUCGAAGGCACUAAGAACGAGCAAGUUGGGGAAGAUCAUUAACAAGUUCAACGAAGAGUACGACCACUUAAUGUACAUAUCAAAAUUUAUGAACAUCAGAAAUACGCUGGAGAGGAUUUACGAAAGUUCAGAGCUGAUCAUUAACAAAAAAAGUUUUAACAUCGUUCGGAUAAGCUGUGUGGCCCAGUUGCAGCCGAGAUACCUGAACAAUGUGAAGGACGGCUUGAGCGUCUACCUCUCCAACUUUAUGCUGAAGGCCAACCACGACGUGGAGGGAUUCACCAUCUGCUUCAACGGCAUCAAGCUGAAGGAGAAGGAGCCCAGAGUCAUCAAUGGCGACCCGUCCGUGAUGUUCUUGAAGAUAACCUUCAAGCUUCUGCUUCUGGUGCUGAAGGAGGACUACCGGAUAAAGGUCCAAAUUAACAAAAUUGAGCCCCUAAAGAUUCACCUGGACGUUUUUGGGAUCAUCGAAGCCACCUUCGCGGAGGAACUUUUUAAGCAGUUCUCAUACAACUCUAGAAAUAACACCUUCAUAAGGGACAACAAGACGUAUUCCCUCAACGAUAUUAUUAACUUCACGAUUAAGAACGUUACCUACUCGGCGUGCGGCUCGAAUGUGAAGCUCAUCGGAUGCAUUUAGGACAGCAGGGAGGAGACGCGAGCGCGCCCAUCCGCUCCCCAUAUUGUUUUA